UGUGCACGUUCAGGGACUUACAUAAGCGAUUGCUACCAAUGUUAGGAAUCAUAACUGCUCUGAUGAAAGUUUCAGGCGCACAGUCCCAAAUCACGCUGAGCACAAUUGACUGACUUGGUUUCAAGCCGGACUUCGAUCGCAACCGACAGCUCUUGGUCCACCUCUGCCGAUUGUCAUCAUGUCUCCUGUUACCGCCUGUCUGCUGGCCCUGCUGACGGUGGGGUUCCUGGUGGUCGAGCACAACGCCCAGCGCAUCCAAGAGGUAGAAGCUGACGUCAUGGCGGUGGAAGAAGCCGAACGUGGCACGAGUGUGUCAGACAAGAUAACGCAAUUGACCCAGGACAUGGAGACGUGUGUAGACAACGAAGACCGGGACUGCUUUAUGGCGUUUUUCGACGAUAAUAUCCGAAUUAUGCGGGAGCAUCAACCAGUUCAGAUAGGAAAAACUGAGGCCCGAAAACACACGAAGUGGAUAUUGCAUGAUUUCGACGCGACCUUGGAAAUAAAGGAGAUCACACCUAGUACAGACGGAUCCAUCGUUGUGGAGCGGCUUGAGUUGACCAUGCAAUUCCCCAACGGAACUUUUAUCUUUAACGGGAAGCUACUGUUUGUUUGGAAGAAAGUCAUCAACGACUACAAGGUCUACAUCGACAUAUCCAAUGACAACUAACACGCGUACGCUGUAAAUGAUGGCUCUAAACAUGACGGCACGGAAAGACACGGAUUGAACAAAAAUUCAAAUUACCGGAUAAUUUAUGAAUUACUAAAUUUGAACACUGAAGGUGUAUUAAUACAAUCAAGUAAUACUGUCGAAAUUCGAGUUUUAAAUUGGGGGUGAGGGGUCAAACAUAUUAAAAGUAAACCGUAAAGGGGUAAAUGUUGUAAUAGUCUUUUUGAACUUGAAGAGACCAAGCCAUUAAAGUCCCUGUCACACUUUUGCGUAUCCUAAUUCCCUAUGAGUUCCUUAUCAAAAUUUGUCAAUACGCAGCCGUA
Messenger RNA from Patiria miniata (bat star), 993 nucleotides. RefSeq lists its product as uncharacterized. The coding region runs from base 179 to 670 and encodes 163 amino acids. NCBI's taxonomy places the organism in Eukaryota, Metazoa, Echinodermata, Asteroidea, Valvatida, Asterinidae. The transcript has 4 exons. The record is from RefSeq and is a predicted model, not a curated record.